AUGGCCUUGCCUACCAUUAAUAAGGAUAAUAGCUUGGAUCGACUUGAUGAUCUUCUUCGUCGAUUUUGGGAGGUGGAAAGCUGCGUGGAGCCAAUUGCACAUGCUACUAAGGAAGAACUGGACUGUGAGGCGCACUUUACAAAGCAUUUCAUUCGCUCUCCUGCUGGAGAUUAUUCUGUUCGUUUGCCUGCCAAGCUCAACCUGGAAUUAUUGGGUGAGUCCUACCAGCAAGCUUAUCGUAGAUUCCUGUCCCUAGAGAAGAAACUAGAUCGUCGGCCAGCCUUGAAGUCCCAAUAUGCGGCUUUUAUAAAGGAAUACCUUGACUUGGGGCACAUGUCAACAGUUGCUGGCGCAGACCUCGCUUCUUGUCGCUUCUUUUUGCCUCAUCAUUGCGUCAUAAAGGAGGAGAGUUCCACUACAAAGCUACGCGUAGUUUUUGACGGAUCUGCCGCGACUUCAUCAGGCUACUCUCUUAAUGAUUUGCUCAUGGCAGGCCCCGUAACCUUAAGUCCCUGUAGGCGUUCUGUCUUGUCUGCCAUUGCACGAUUUUAUGAUCCUCUUGGAUUGGUUGGGCCGGUGAUAGCAAAAGCGAAAAUUUUCCUUCAGCAAUUGUGCAAGGAAAGGUUAUCCUGGGAUGAAAGUCUUCCUGAGGCUCAGAAUACGGAAUGGAGUUCAAUAUGCAGGAGUUUCGAGCAAAUCAGGCGUUUGGGUUUCCCUCGGCAAGUGCUUUCUCCAAAUUCAGAGAUUCAGGUCCAUGGAUUUUGCGAUGCCAGCAUGGAAGCAUACGGCGCCUGUGUCUACAUCGUGUGCAGUGGACAGUCGCGGUUGCUUUGUUCAAAGUCAAGGGUUGCUCCCUUGAAGACACUCACCGUGCCCAAGCUGGAGCUUUGUGGAGCCGAUCUCUUAUCUAAGCUUAUCUCAGAGGUAGCUGGCACCAACGUAUUCAAGGGACAGUAUUAUUGUUGGAGUGACUCUGCGGUUGCGCUGUCCUGGAUCCGAGACGAGCCCUCCAGAUUCAACAUGUUUGUGGCAAACCGAGUUGCUGCCAUUCAAGAGCGAACCGAUUCGAUGGAGUGGCGUUACGUUCCAACUUCUUUGAAUCCGGCUGACAUUCUCUCCCGAGGUGUCCUUCCCACUGAGCUGAGCGAGUCCCCUGUCUGGUUUAAUGGGCCGGCAUUUCUUUGCAGACCCAAGUUUGACUGGCCUUCCCCAAUCCUUGCUGAGAAGUCAACGCUUGAGCUUCGCCGAAAGGUCCUGUUUAUAAAAUCGCCAUACGUAGAUAUCGUAGCCUGUUCCAAAUUUGCAAAUUCCUUCGCGGCGCUUCAAAGAAUUUUCGGAUACGUCUGCAAAUUUAUUAAUCGCAUUCGGCAGCCGGAUCUUAAGGUGUCGGAUAUCCAAAGCGGUACUCAGUUAUUGCUUCGGCUGGUUCAGCGUUCUCAUUUAUGGGAAGACAUAAAAUCCUUGCAGUCUAAGGAAGUUGUAGCCCCAUCUAGUUCGCUUGCGGCUCUAUCUCCUUUUAUCGAUCAUUUUGGGCUUCUUAGAGUGGAUGGCCGACUAAAAAACUCGUCGCUGGAUUUCAAUGGCCGUCAUCCAAUCAUAUUGCCACGGAGCCAUCCUGUCACAGCCGCCGUCAUUACUCACUUUCAUGAGCGUAAUCUGCACACUGGACCUCGGGCCCUACUCGGCAUAAUUCGAUCCCAGUAUUGGCCUAUUGGGGGGAGGAAGACAGUGAGCAAGGUCUUGAACAAAUGCGUCAGAUGCUUUCGAACGAAGCGUCGAUUAGUCGAGCAUGUAAUGGCGGAUCUCCCAAAGGAGCGAUUGGAUGGAUCGCAUGCAUUUGAAGUCACUGGCAUUGAUUUUUGUGGGCCAUUCUUUUACAAGCCGGAAGUGCGAAAUAAGGCCCCAGUGAAAUGCUACGUUUGCGUCUUUAUCUGCUUCGCAACAAAGGCCAUACACUUGGAGUUGAUCAGGGAUCUCUCAACAGUAUCAUUUCUGCAUGGCCUCAAGAGAUUUAUAUUGUAA
Molecule: messenger RNA, 2022 nt
Organism: Drosophila ficusphila
Lineage: Eukaryota; Metazoa; Arthropoda; Insecta; Diptera; Drosophilidae
Exons: 1
Coding region: 1-2022 (673 amino acids)
Molecular function (GO): nucleic acid binding
Source: RefSeq, a predicted model, not a curated record